UCACUCUCGUUGACAGCGGCGCUGUCAGUUACCUAACCAAAAAUUUAUAUCAAAAUUAAACAUAAACAAUGCGAUGAUUUUCAUUGUGUUUCAAUAAUAAUUUGUAGAAUCAUGAUUACGCUAUCCCAACGCUUGAAAAAACAGCAAGAAGACCGUUCUUCUAACACGAACCGAAUUUCAAUCAGGGACAAACUACUAAUUAAAGAAUCACAAGAAAUGGCCCAACUUUUGCCCAGUAAUUGUUCAGUUUUCUACGAGAAUGAGAACGAUUUGAGCAAGUUCAUUUUAACCGUGAGACCCACGGAGGGCCUUUGGGAGGGUGGUACUUUUAGAUUUGCUAUUAACGUUACCGAAGAGUAUAACAUGGUUCCUCCCACUGUCAGAUGCCUCACGCGUUUGUGGCACCCUAACAUAACCGAAGUCGGCGAAGUGUGCCUAUCGCUCCUGAGGCAGCACAGCAUGGACGGGCUGGGCUGGUCGCCCAUUAGGAGAUUAAACGACGUCGUCUGGGGCCUACACGCCUUAUUUACGGAUUUGUUAAAUUUUGACGAUCCUUUAAAUAUAGAAGCUUCGGAUAUGUAUAGAAACUCUAAGGAGGAAUUUAGAAUGAAAGUGAAUGAGUACGUUAUGCUGUAUGCUAAAGAUUAAUCGUUGUAGAGUCGUCGAUAUUACUGUUUGUCCGCUUUCACGAGUGUGAAUACUCCAUUUCCUUUUUUUGUAAAAAGUUAUCGUAAAGUUUGUCCACAAGUGAGCAACUCUUCACUUUGGGUAAAGUUUACCACAAUAUAUUUAUAUGAAUUA
This is a messenger RNA of Tribolium castaneum (red flour beetle), 801 nucleotides long. RefSeq names its product NEDD8-conjugating enzyme UBE2F. Bases 112 to 648 code for a protein of 178 amino acids. Lineage: Eukaryota; Metazoa; Arthropoda; Insecta; Coleoptera; Tenebrionidae. The transcript has 3 exons. The record is from RefSeq and is a predicted model, not a curated record.